UUGACACAGUUUUACUUUCUCUUUGAAUACCAAGAAAGACUUGUACACAUCAGCAAUUUAAAACCACUCACCAAGGAAAUGGAUACCAAUUACUAUGAUGAUGAAGACAGAAUUAAACCGGAAGAUUACCUCUUUGUGGCCGCCUUGGACUUCGGAACAACAUAUUCCGGGUACGCUUUUAGCUCUAGGUCUGACUAUAGAGAAAAUCCGAUGAAGAUGCAUGCCAACCAAGCCUGGAAUGCUGGCGGAAGUUCGCUGUUCUCUCUUAAGACCCCGACAUCCCUUCUUCUGGACUCUGAGGGUGAAUUUGUCUCCUUUGGUUAUGAAGCAGAAAACAAGCAUGGCAGCCUGGUACUGGAUGGAGACAGCUCGCGCUACUUGUUCUUCUCCAGAUUCAAAAUGAAACUUCACAAUCGGGAUCUCCUAAAAGAAGACACACCCAUCCCUGACAUUUCCGGAAAGCCAUGGCCAGCAAAGGACGUUUUCAUGCAGUCCAUUAAAGCUCUAAAGGAUCAUUUAAUGGAGCGGCUGACUCUCCAAGGAUUCAAUAUCACAACCCGAGAAAUCCGAUGGGUGCUAACGGUCCCUGCCAUCUGGAGUGACUCGGCGAAGAAAUUCAUGCGCAGAUGCGCAGAACUUGCGGGAAUUCCCCACGAAUUAUUGUCUAUCGCUUUGGAACCUGAAGCUGCUUCUGUAUACUGCCAGCACCUACCAAAUCAAACUUCGAAUCGAGAUCUUUCCAAAAAAGGAACCAAAUACAUGAUUAUAGACGUUGGGGGCGGAACUGCAGACAUCACGGUCCAUGAAAACCUGGGUUCUGGCAGACUACGAGAGCUUCACGCUGCUACAGGUGGCGCCUGUGGCGGAACAGCGGUAGAUAGAGAGUACAACAACAUGUGGACUGAAAUUCUUGGAAACAAAGUCAUGAAAAGACUUGCCAAGCAUGAAAUUAAUGCUUACCUCGAUAUUUUCAGAGAAUUCGAAUCCGCCAAACGGUUAAGAAAACCGGAUACAGAGGGCUCGAUUAGAUUAACCGUUCCAUAUGCAACAGUCAAUGCCUUAUGCGAAGAAAUUCGUGGUCAGAAGAUGGAGGACCUGUUCCAGAAGUCAAGUUAUGCUGAAAACGUGAUCAUAAAAAAAGACAAAAUAAACAUUGAUGCAAGCAUUUUGAAAAAAUUCUUCGAACCGGCCACCGAAGAGCUAGUUGUCCAUAUCAAGGAAAUCAUUCGAAGCCCGAAAGCUAAAGAUGUCACAAAAGUGCUGCUGGUAGGAGGAUGUGCAGAGUCAAAGAUUUUCCAGAAUGCUGUCUCUCAGGCAAUCCCCGGCGUUCACGUGAUUGUCCCAGAAGAAGCAGAACUGGCCGUCCUAAAAGGAGCUGUAAUAUUUGGUCAUAAUCCAAAAGUGAUCAAAUCUAGAAUUCUUCGGUAUACUUAUGGUACAGCGGUAGUCCCUGAAUUUGUACGUGGUGUUCACCCGAGGUCCAAAUUAAUAAAAAUAGCUGGAAUUGAUAGAUGUGAUGGUGUAUUUAACACAAUAAUGUCUGCUGGUACCGAGGUAGAUCUAGGUCAAAAGAUCUCUCAAAUGUUUGUAACUGCCACUUCCUUUCAAUUUCUAGUUGAUCUCUCUGUCUAUUGUUCACCGAAAGAAACCGUCCAAUACACUGAUGACGAUUCUUGUUUUCUUUUGGGUAAAAUGGAAAUCGAGCUUCCAGUUAUCACAAUGGAGCAACAACCAAUUUUCGCGGAAUUUUGUUUUGGAGAUACCGAACUUGCUGUUACAGCAAAAGAUAUGUUUACAAAGAGACCAUGCAAAAGCACUUUUGAAUUAAACGAGGAUAUGUGACUUCAUGAUAAGCAAAACAAAUUGCAGGUAAUGAGUAAAUAACUAACGACAAUUACAAUUGUCAAAUUUUCGUCGUGAGGAUGUACGAAAAAAUCACAUAAGAUGGUUAAAGAUAUACCCCAAAAAAAACCCAGCUAGCACUAAAACUACACUAACUUGGAGUAUUGUGGGUCAGUCAAUUGGACGAAUAGGUCGUGUCCUAAUUCACUCCCUAGAAAACUCCCUAGAAAACAUUGAUUAGCAAGCCGAAAACAACAAACGUGAAAUUUUCAGUGUUUAUACAUUUGUAGAUUUAUUGUAGUUUUAAUGUUAGCGUUGUGUAUCUUUAGUCAUAGUAUGGUAAACCUUUCCGUUUCUCCUGAGGAAGAGACAGGUCAUCCCAAGAAUUUGGCAAUGUAAUUGUGUGUGUAUGUGUGUGUAAAUUCCAAUAAAAUUUAAUUGUGAAUUGUCAAAAAUCAUAUCGUAUUAGAUGCAAAUAAAAAACAUAAUAAGGAGGUGAAAAUAGAAA
Ostrea edulis (European flat oyster) is the source of this 2350-nucleotide messenger RNA. RefSeq names its product heat shock 70 kDa protein 12A-like. Gene Ontology annotation, molecular function: ATP binding; ATP-dependent protein folding chaperone. The record is from RefSeq and is a predicted model, not a curated record. NCBI's taxonomy places the organism in Eukaryota, Metazoa, Mollusca, Bivalvia, Ostreida, Ostreidae. The coding region runs from base 79 to 1842 and encodes 587 amino acids. The transcript has 5 exons.